AUGGCGGAUUCGUUGCAGUCACAGAAGGUGAGUUUUUAUAUUUCUAUCGUUUACUGUCGUUCCAAUUGAAGUGUUGCUGAAAUAUUGAUUCAAUACAUUACCUCGGGCUGACCAAUUCAUUUGAUCAAGUUCCUCGACAUAUUCAUACACUUCCUGUGAAAGAGCCAAUUCCAAGUAUUUGAUCAUUUCUGGUCACUUCCUUUCUAUUUAUGAUUGGUUAGUUGCACAAACAACCAAAGGUGAUUGGUGCAUUCAAACUAUUCAACAGGAAGUUUACAAUUAUACUAGGAAGUGUAUGAAUAUCUCGAGAACUUGAUGAAAUGAAUUGGUCAGCCCGAGGUAAUGUAUUGAAUCAAUAUUUCAGCAACACUUCAAUUGGAACGACAGUAAUAUAUUUGAGUAUUUUUCUAUAAAUUAGAUUGCAUUUUUAAAAAGGAAAUUACACAAGUAUUAAUUAUAUUAGAAUUAGAUUUGCGGUUUGCAUUUGUUUGUGAACAAAGGAAAACGUCAGAGUUCAAUUUGUCACUGCCACAGUAACCAUUUUAUACUUUAUUUAUAAUAAUAGAAUAUAUAAAAUAAACGUAUAAACGUAAGCGCCUGCGGUACAUUUAUGGAGUAUACCGCAUUAUAUUCAAAAUGGCGGCAAAACAGUUAUUUUUAAUAAAAAGUAAAAAAAAAAUUAUAUCGCUUUGAAUACAGAAUCAAUAUAAACAGUUAUCGCUGGUAGACGCUGUUUAUAUAUGUAAAGGUUAGUGACAAAUUCAAACCCGGCGUGCUCCCUUGAUGUGUAUUGUCUGUUGAUAAUUUUACUAAAGUUUGUAUUAAACGUUCCCCGGUACCGGGGCAUUUAACAAAUACUUUUCCACCUGUAGCGGGGAAAAUGUGCCGGGAUUAACAAGGUGAUUUGUUAAAUUCCCCGCUAUGCCGCGGGGGUCGGGGGGCCGUAGUUUCAAUUGACUGGUGCAUAACCAUACUUUCGUAUUUAAUUACUUAAAUCUGGAGUUCACUUCCACAAGAAUAAAAAUUCAGCAAGUUGGAAUUAAUAGCUGCAUGUUACCAAUAGCAAUAAAUGCGACGUUAUGCUAAUUAUUCCAUUCUUUUAAUUACAGGAUACUUGCUGGGAAUGCUGGCCUCGGCAAAAAUAUUCAACACGGUCCCUUUGGAAGCACAAGUUAAAUAAAAUGUUCACCAACAAGUGUACCUGUGCACAGACAAAACUGAAGAGGAAGGUGAUGGCAUUGCCAAAGUAGGAGAAAUAUAAACUGUCACGCAAUUAACAUUAACAGAAGCGCGUUUAAAACAAACGUUUUAAAUUGCGCUAUAGCUUUGAUUCAUGUUUUAUAACUUAUAACUGUUACAUAUAUAAGUUAUAUACAUUUCCUAUGACAUUAGAUAGUUAUAUUAAUAACUCUGCGAAUUAUUAUAAAUAAAAUUUUAUAAACUUAUUUUGUGAAGUGCUUAUUAAAAUUCUAUCAUUGUAUCAACGAACGCGCGCUUCGACUAAUAACUUAUCAUAGAUUCCAGAUCAUAUUGAGCUUUAAUAGACCUUUCAAGACGUUUGUAGACCUUUUAAGACGUUUCAAGACCUUUCUAGACAUUUCAUAAUGUUCCAAGACUUUUCAAGACCUUUCUAGACCUUUUUAGACCUUUCCUGAUCGUUAUCAAGAAAAUAUUCGAGAUUCCGAAAGGUCUUCAAAAGGUCUUUUGACCUGUCAAAUUAACAUCACAGCGGAGACUUUUUCAAGACAUUUACCUAAGGCGGUCUCUAGGUCUUUUCAAGACCUUUUCAAUACAAUUUUCAAGGUCUAUUCAAGACUUUUUCAAGCCUUUAAAAGGUCUACCGUUUUCUUACGGGCACAGGCUCUCUAAUAGGGCCACCUCCCAAAUUAAUGGCCACCUCUCUAAUAUGGAGAGCUCUCUAACAUGGAAUAACCAGUGAACUCCAUGUCUUUUAUCUGGAAUGAUAACAUGCGGGAGAAACGUGAAGCCAAUGCCAACACCACUUGACGUGCGCUGAUUCAUGAUAGACCGUGCGGUGAUGGCGUACAAGGGGAGCGUUGUUCGUGCAAGGCUUCUCUUUUUAACUGCAGGUAAAUAGAUUGAGUUCACUGGGAAUAACCUGUCCCUUCAGUGUCAGUAUUAAAGAGGUCCAACUGUAUUUUAAAAUAUUUCUCUUUCCCUAAAGGUUACUCCAAAUUGUCCACAGCAACAUUACUUUUCUUUGAACAAAAUUAUGACAAAGCACUAGCAGAAGGAGAAACGUUUUUGGAAAUCGCAAAACGGCUAAACAACAAACUUGCAGAAUGUGAGGCAAUCUUACAAAUGGCAACUAUCUGCUGCAGUCUUUUCAAUAUACAGAAAGCCUUCGACCUUUUCUCUGAUGGCUUAAAAAUGGCAAUAGAAUUAGAGGAUCGCAAGAAGGUAAUGCAAGCGCGAUAUAAUCAGACUGUCAUAUACUCUAUAAUGGGCAAAUACAGAAAAGCUUAUAAUAUUCGUAAACAAAUGGUCAGAACACUGAGUACAUAUGAAGAUGAAGCAUUUCAGUUUGUAGUGCUUUGUGGCCAAAGUGUGGAUGCACUUAUUCUAGGUAAAGAUAAGAAAUCCCUAAAACUUGCACAAAAAUCGUUGGUGGUUGCAGAGCAGUUAGGUGUAGCAAAAUCUAUAUCCUUAGCUCAUGGCAAUAUAGGCCUUGCAAAGGAGAAGCUACAAUACUAUGAUGAUGCAAUCAAAAGUUAUGAAAAAUGUCUGGAAUUUGGGCAGAAGAUUAAGAAUACAAGAAUCAUAAAUAAUAGUUACUGUAAUCUUGGCAGGGCCUAUGAAGGAAGAGGUGGGUAUAAAACAACUUUUAUGAUUAACAUUUUCCUUUUGACAAGUAAAAUGAAGAGCUAUUGGAUCAGAUAUUACAUAAAAGUCUGGGUAACCGGCCAUUAACAUCUGAAAGUCACUUUUUGAAGAGCAUAUAAAUUGUCUGGUGUUAAUAGAUUUGGUAAAAUUAUUUUACAUUAAUUAGAUGGACCACACAUACCCACAGUCUUACUCAAAGAGCAAAGGUAAGAGCCUACAGCAGUUAGAAUAAUAAAGUAUGAUAUGGCCUGCUGACGUGUGUUACUCGUUAACGGGUUAAGUGACCAAGUGAUAAAGAUGUGCUGGAAUUAGCACAAAACACUCUGUGUCUUUUGAAUGCUCUUGCAUAACACAUAAUCCGACUGUUCUCGCCAUCUAGUUACUCAUUGUUUUAAUUUGGUGGAUUUAAGGUGAUAAAGCAAUUGCUAAGAAGUACUACCUCAAAGCUCUCAACAUGCCUCAAUCACCAUCAUCCCACUGGUGCGAUACAGAAGAUUUCCGAUUCAGUGCUGAUUACCUCCUUGCAAAAUUGGCAGUGGAAGAGAAUGAUUACUCAACCGCAAAGAAAUAUUUUCAACAAGUUGUGGAUCGUUGUGAGAAGUUUCGUAAAAGUGUCCAUGAUAGCCCUUUAAAGAUCUGUUUCAAUGAUACACAGAAGAAACCCUUUCAAUAUCUACAACAUGUGCUCCUGAAAGGAAAGGCCGACGCAGCCGCACUGUUGGUCGGUGAGAUGGGCAGAGGCAGAGAUUUUUAUGAUAAGGUAUAGGUUUUAUGAUUGAUCUAAACUAAUGUGUAGUAAACUGUCAAGUAACAUAUUGUUGUGGUUGUUCAUUAGCACAUGCACCUUUAAUUUUGUGAAGGGAAUUUAAUCCCUACAUGCUAGAUGAAUAACUUGGCCAAACGUAACCACAGGGGGUUUUUUUCCGGGUGCUCUACAUCAGAUCUGUUGGAGGAUUCUUAGUAAACCUCUUAGAAGAACAGUUUGGAACAGAACUCAAAAGGAACAUACUGUACAGUACACUAACCACUGUACCAUCCUUCUCUAAUUAAGGUAAUAAAAGAAGACCAGUCCAAGCAUCUCAAUACACCUGAAGCUCUUCUGGAUGUGGCUAAGACCAACAACCAGGCUGUGCUGUUCCUGUCCAAACUAGACGUCGUUCAGGAAAUGAGAACGUGGUUUAUCACACCAGAUGGAAAAAUCACGUCCUCCAGCUGCCCUCUGAAUCAAUGGGAAGAACUGCUUAAGGAUUUACGUGUUGUUUUUAGUGAAGUUUUGAUUGGCCAAACUCAGACACCUCAGCCAGUUAUUCAGAUGCCUCAACCAAGUUCAGAGGGUGCCACUGACAUGGUUGGUGUUACGGAAGUGGCUCAGCCAAAUUCGGAAAGUGGCAAUAUAAGCCCUGCAGCUCAACCAAGCUGUUCAUGUACAAUUGAAUUCAGAGGUUCGUUUGAAUGAAAAAGUAAUAUUUAACGAAGAUGCCAAUAUGGUAUGCUCAUUUUAAACAUAUUGUGUUUGUUUUUAAUAACAAGUCACUCACUAUUCAUAGGUGUGGACACCAGAAUCGUAAGUGAUGAUGAAUCUGCAGAUGAAUCUGGAGAUGAAUCCGAGGAUGAUUAUGAUGAACUGGGAGAAGAAAAUGAGAAUAAUGGUGAUCAAUCUGGAGUUAAAUCUGUGAAUGAUGCAGACAAUGACAAGGCUACAGUUCAAGAAACAAACAGAGAUUAUGCAUGCUCUAUGUCAAACCUCACAGCCACACGGAGUCCACCUAUUCCAUCAAAUAUUCCGCCUGCUGCACCUUCAAAUAUCCCCGAUUUUCCUGGCCUUAUCGACAAAUUUAGCGAGCUUAUUGUGCGACCAAUUGAAAGUCAUUUAGCAAACAUGGUUUCCGAAAGUGGUCGUAAACCUGAAUUAUUGAUUAUACCACAAGGACAAACAUUCAACAUACCUUACUCUACACUGCAUCUUCAAAAUGGAGAACCGUUAUGUAGUAUGGUGUCGCUCUGUGAAGCUUUUUCUUUCCAUUCGUAUUCCUACAGUACAACAUUGCAAGAAGAAACAAAGAAACAGGUGAAUGAUUAACCAAUCCAAUUAUUGAAUUUAGGCUUCAGUACAUGUUACCUCUUUGGCCGAUUCCUGAAUGAAAUUUUCCCUCCUAAACUGCUGUAUAGUAGUUUGAACAUCUCCUCAAUGGAGAACAAUUUAGAACUGAUGGUUUUCUACCCAGUCUAAUUAAAAGUACUUAUAGUUAGUUUUGUUACCUCCUGUAGUAAUAAUGAACCAAUAAGAGAUCGAUCUUACUGGAUCUCAGUAGGGAGACAGUGAAUAAUUUACAUGUAGAUUCCUCCCUUCAAUAACACUGGAACAAUUAAACAGAACUUAUAGUAUAGCUGUUCAUGCAAAAUAUAUAAAGAAUCCGGCAAUUAUAGUGGGUAUGAGGUUUUCAAUGGAGGAAAAGAAUAAAUUAUUCAUGCUGUACUAUAUAGGCUAAGUCAUGUUGUUAUUAAUGUAGCCUCUUCAGAUGAAAGAUAUUCUUAUUGUGGGUAACCCAACCAACAAUCUGCCAUUUGCUCAGAAAGAAGCAGAGAUGAUAGCAGAAAAGCUGCAAGUAACUCCAUUGUUACAAGAUUCUGCAACUCACAGUGAAGUUCUAUGUAGACUUUCGCAAGCACCCAUAAUCCACUUCGCAAGUCAUGGUACGAUUGAUGGAAGAAGCUUGUUGCUUGCACCAGAAGAAGGCAAUUAUAACAAGUACGUAAAAAUACCUAACCUAGUUUAUAGUUUUUUUCAGGUAGAAUACUAUACCAGUCCUAUAUAUACAAUAGAUCACCAAUUGUCUAAGAUAUUUUUUCAGGUAGCAAGGUCCUGUAGUUCGGGAAACGACAAAACGCGGACCCCAGGUCCAUGGACUACCUUCGUGGACCUGGUCCAUGGACUACACUCGUGGACCACGGACCACUCCUGUGGACCACUCUCGUGGACCACUUGCAAAAUUUCGCCUACCGAACAAUAGACCAAACACUAUUAUUCCGAGUUUAGGGAGCCGAGAUUGGCGGGAACUACUGAUUAUUCAUUUCCAUUAUUUAUUUCACAAUCAAUUCAGUUUUUGUUUGAUGAACAGUGAAUACUAAGUCUGUAAAAAUGCUGAAAAAAUGUAGUCAGGGUUCCAUUAAAAAAUAUAGGAAUACUGUGGAGAAUCUGGAGGGGGGUGGGGCGGUGGUCAAAGGAUUUUACUGAAUUAUUCGAAUUUUACUGUUAAAAAAUCACUUGAACUGUAGAAGUCGUAAGUUGCAAUAACCUUUCAAUGCCUGAAGGUCCUCUUCCAAAAAUAUUAAUUUUUGAAGCUCGAUUACUGCUUUUCUUGCAUUUCCUGUAGCGAUCGAGAAAAAAACCUACCAAUUUUAAAGGCAUAUAUUCGGAAACUUUGCAUUAAAGUCGUAAUUGCACACUUAUAUUUUAGAAUGGUCAUGUUGACUUCAGAACUUCACAUUUUGUGUAAAGUUUCCACAAUAAUAAUAAUGACUGAACUCGACUCGAGCACAUUUUUGCAUGCACAGUCAAGAAUUCAAACCCCAAAAAUCGCAAGUGGUCCAUGAGAGUGGUCCACGAAGGUAGUCCACGGACCUGGGGUCCGCGUUUUGUCGUUUCCCCUGUAGUUCAGACACAAACAAGAACAGCUUACUGUACCGUAAAAUACUAACAGUCUGGACCACCACGUUUGAGAGAUAUUUUUCAGGGAAUUCAGACACAAAGCACGAUAGCUUAUUGUAGAUUAUACCUACACUGGGCCCCACAUUGAGAUAUCUUUUUCAGGUACAAAGACACAAACCAUGGCAUCUUAUUUUAGAAUAUGACACUGACCUACAUUACAUGUUUUAAUCGUAUAUACAGUACAAACAUUUUACAAUGGAAGUUUUUUUAUCAAAGUGUGCUGAAAGUGUGAAAAGCAUGCUGAAAGUGACAGUUGACAGUGACAAAAUGUUUCCCUAACAACAAUUUUUCAACAAUGUUUCCCCAUGUUUUCAUUUUCUCGUUACUUAUAGUGCUGAAAUGGCAAAAGAGAGUUACCUUACAGUGGAGGACAUCUCGAACCUGAGCUUACAAGCUAACAUGGUGGUCCUGAGUGCUUGUCAUACAGCCCGGGGCAAGAUCAGCAGCGAGGGUGUGUUGGGUCUAGCCCGUGCCUUCCUAAUGGCGGGGGCAAAAUCUGUGGUUACUGCACUAUGGGCAGUUAAUGAUAAUGCGACUAAGAAAUUUAUGUUAAGGUUUUACGACAACCUCUCCUCUGAACCGGUUGUGAAUGCCUUGGCAACCACAAUGUGUGAAAUGAAACAAGAAAAGUUUAAAGUCACUCAAUGGGGUUCAUUCAAGGUUCUGGGUGCAAAUGUCAAAGUGUUUUCUCACUUUUCUGAUGAUAAUUAAAGAAAUAUAAAGGUUGUUAGUUUAUUGUAAUAUGGUGUAAUGUAAUAUAUUAUAUUGACUGUCUGAUAUAUUCAUAGUUUACACAUGUAAUUAUAUCAUUCAUAUACCAUAGAUAUGUAUUGCAUAAACCACGGUUAAUAUUAUACAUUUAUUAUUUAUUUAAAAAAUUCUUGGUUUCUGAUUGGCUAACAGCCAACUGUGAAAUUGUCAUAUCAACUCAAUGGCUAACCAAAUAUGGAUUUUUCACUAUGAAAAAAAAAUUGGACAUAUUUGCGCCAUAUUACUAUGAUAACGAGAAUCGUAUUGACUCACUGACGCCAUUGAUAUGACAAUGACGACAGCUGCCAAAGGACUAAGGAAUUGUUUUUUUUCUUGAUACCGGUACAAAUAAAAUACAAAUGGCCUCCGUUUGUUUUGAAUUUUUUAAAUAAAUAAUAAAACAAUUAUUGAAUGAGGUUUUCACACAAAUUAUGAAGAAUUAUCAAGCCCCGAGUUUGUUGUUAUCAAUCUCAGCCUUCGCGGCUUCGGUUGAUAACGGCAAACUUCAGGCUUCAGAUAAUUCUUCAUAUUGUGCUCAACCUCAUUCAGUAAUUGUUAAAUGUGUGAAACCAAGGCAACAUCAUAUCAGAGCAGCAUGAUUUUGUUUUGGUUAUGCAUGUGUUGUUUCAGGUCGCUGUUUUCUUGAGACCAAGACAAUCAAAGUGAGAAUUGAACAAUUUGUUCUCUUGUUAUAAGUGUCCUCUAGUUAUUGCAUGAAAUGCAAGACUGAGACAAGAUCAGUCAUAGUGUUGUUGAUAUGAGACCAUAAUUAAUCACCACAUUGUAAAUAAUGCACCAGUCAUUUGACCCCUCCCCAUCUCAGCCAACCCCGAGCCGUUCACAUCUUGCAACUCUUCACAAAACUUAGUGAACUCCCUGACCACCACGGCAAAAAGGCAUGACAAAUUCCCUUGCCCCUGAAAAGGAGGUAAUUGUUUCUGUCAGGGGCAAGAAGGCAGGUGCAUUUUGUGAUUUCCAGCUUUUCGCUAUCAUUUGCAGGGGGGCAUGGGGAGCAGGGGUAAAAGACUAGCAAAACCUACAAUAUAAUUUUAAAAAUGACUUGUAUUUAAGUGUAAAUAAUGCAAAAAAUCAUGACUUACCGAGGCUCAGUAUUCCACUCUUUUUAUAGUGCUGUAGUGCACGUCCAUGUUUUUUACUUCAAAGUAAAAAUUGUCAUAUAAAUUAGAUAAGGUUUUUAUAAUUAGAUAAACUUAACACAUGAUUUAUUCAUUUGCUCAGUGUAUAUUCCUCCACAAAAUUCUCCUAGGGAAAAAAGAUUAAAGAUAAAUCACUAUGAAACCCUUCAAAAUGACAUAAAUAAAUUUGCUAGCCUUGGUGAGAUAAUUUUAUGUGGUGAUUUCAAUGCAAGAUCAGGUCAUUUAGAGGAUUCUAUUAAUGAUUUUCAUCUAUAUAAUAACUCCUCUUCUCCAGUUGAUCAUCGAAACUCUCAAGACUCCCACAUAAAUGUAUAUGGAAGAUCUUUAGCUGAAUUGUGUUGUGGGAACUCAUUAAUUACUUUAAAUGGAAGGUCUAAAGGAGAUUUUGUUGGAAAAUUUACAUGUCAUACAUAUAAUGGAUCGAGUGUUGUGGAUUAUACUAUUGUAUCUCAAAAUCUUUUUUCUUCAUUGAGUCACUUCUCCGUUUCUUCCCUUACGGAAUUCUCUCACCAUUCUUUCUUAUCAUUUGCUUUAAAGGCAGAAACCCCUGAUUUAUCUGGUGAUUCUAGUAUUGAAUUAACAUCACACCCUAUAGCCUUCAAAUGUAACGAACAGUGUAGGGAAGUGUUGCUUGAUAUUUUUAACUCUGACGAAGUCAAUGAUCAUUUAGACACUUUACUCAAUCCUUCAAACGAUAAUGAUUUAGACAUCAACUCCUUAGUUAACGACUUCACAGAAAUUAUUACCAAAGCAUCUAGAAAAUGUAUCCCUCUCAAGAAACAGAAAAAAAAAUCUAGUAAAACGAGAGUAACACAAAAACAGAAAUGGUUUGAUAAUAAUUGCUACCGACUUAAAAGAGAACUACGGAAUUUAGGAAAAUUAAUAUCAACACAGCCGAAAAUGACCCCUUUAUAA
Messenger RNA from Paramuricea clavata, 9375 nucleotides. The record is from the annotation of a GenBank genome assembly. Lineage: Eukaryota; Metazoa; Cnidaria; Anthozoa; Malacalcyonacea; Plexauridae.